GAGGUGUGAAGUUAUAUUUUGAGAAGUGAGUACGUUGAUUAUUAGUUGCUUUUGAAAAUGCAAGUAUCGAAAGAAGUAUUAGAAGGCAUUUCUUUACUUGGAGAUGUAACUGUGUUUCAAGAUGACGUAUUUAAGCAGCUAUUGGAUUUAGUUUUUGAGGAGGUAUUUACGCCACUUGCAUGCUCAAAACUGCUCAGUGUACCUGUAGUUAGUCCAAUGGUUUUGAAAAAGGCUCACGCUGCAGUUGUAACAUUUGCUUUUGAUGCAGCAAAAUGGAACGCGGAUAACUUAAGUAUAACUUCAAUUCUUGAAGACUGUAAACUUGAUUCAGACAGAAUAUCUAAUUUUCUUACUUUAUAUGAUAAAAAUAAAACUAAAAUGCAGUCGCAUCUCAGCAAUGUAGGAAGUUAUCGUCCUCAUAUAGUGGAUGUGGAUUGGACAGAACAUUACGUAAUUAAAAGCAGUAAUUUGGAAAGAAUAAGUCUUCCUAGUUACAUUAUUUCUUUAAAAACUGAAUCAUUAGGCCAAGAUGGGUCUUCUAAUUCCGAUAGCACGCAAUUCGUAUGUACAUUGGAACAACUUCAAGACUUGGUUGGACAGCUAAAAGAUGCUGUGAAGUCUUUAGAGAGAAUAAGCCAAGGACAAUAAAACUGACAAAGAAAUGUUUGUCAUUACUUUGUACCUCAUCAUAAAAACAAAGAUUACUGUAUUUUAGAAAGUAACUAAUGACAUGUAACUAUGAUUAGGAACCAGUCAUGAAUUUUUGAACAAGGUUAUGAAAUGCAAGCAAAUGAAGUUGCAUGCCAGUGUGACAAACUUAACACCAGUAAUAUAAGUAAUAGUAACAGGUUAGCUACAUAUGUCAUAGUUAAGUUUUUUAUUCUAAACCAAGAGGAAAAGUAUUUCUUUGUGUUGCAGAUUUGUUUCCAUUGGUACAGUUAUAAGAUUUUGGAAAGUAUGUUAUACCAUUUUUUAACCAAUCGCAGGCUAUAUUUUGCAGUAUCCUAAACAAUUUUAUGAUAACUUGUCAUGUUACAUUGAUAAUUAAUUUGCAGAUUUUUAUGCACACGUUUCUGUGACAAAAAUAUUGUAAUGCAAAUUAUUUUUUUAUUUCUGAUAUCACUUUUCAGUAUGAUGUUUAAUUUUCUAUUAUAAAUGUAGUAUACUAAUCAGUAAUAAUGAAUAGAUAAAUUUGUUUCCUGGAAAAUUUUUCUUUAGGAAGGGAUAGGUAAGUUAUUUGUAUUUACCAUAUAAUCACCAUAAUGAAAUUCAGUUCAAAAUAGUAUAUGCCAAACUUAAGUACAGGAAUAAAUCUGUAAGUAGUAACUAGAAACCAAAAUUUUCUCCUAUUCAUCUUUUUAAAACUCUUUAAUAUACUUGCUUAUUUCUUUAGCUUUCAUUAUUUUAUAAAUCUAUUCUUGUCCAUCCAUAUUUCUUUUUAGUCUAUUCAAAGGUUUGUUUAUUGUAUGCCUAUCUUCACAUCUCCAGAUGUAUUCUGUAAGCUCUUCUUCGUUCCUGCAUCUUCUACAUUUUUGUUCUUCCAGCACACUUAUUAGUAAAUUUUUUGUAUUAUAGAUUUUCUGAUUUUUAUUAAAUGCUAUUGAAAGAUGCUGUGAAAGGUAGUAAGAAAAGUUUUUUUUAUAUAAUUUAAAGAUCCCUUGUGCACGUGUCCUUUGAAAAUAGAUGAUGUUACAGAUUUUAUUUUAAUAUGAGAGAGAGAAUUACUAUUUCCUUUCUUAUUGCAUUAGACAUAUCUAGUUGUUUAUAAUCAACAUGUUUUUGUAGAUUUAUGUUGUGAAAUGAAUAUGUGUAAUUUUGUAGUACCACCAUAAGCAGAGAACUUUAACAAACUAUUGCUUGGAUUGGUUUUUAGCAGUGUUUGGUAGAUUUGCUAUUUCUCCUCUGAUUAGUCUUGAAUAUAUAUAUAUAAAUAGCUCGAUAGAUAGAUACAUUGGUAAGUGUAUAGUAACUGAGCAAUUUAUAUUUUGCUCUAAAAUUAUCUAGCUCAAAGGUAAGGAUAAUAUAUGAUGCACAAAAAUGUGUGAAAAAGAUAAAUGUAAAUGGUUUAUUAGACUACACUGUUUUAUUGAGUGUUAUAUAAGUAAAACCUAUUAACCACUUGGUGGUUUAGUACCACAUUUCCUAGGCUCGUCUUUCUUUCUAAGAAGUUAAUAGAGACAUUCAGAAUAUCUUAAGAAAUAUUUGAUAACUAGAGCUACACAGGUCAUUGCCAGAGGGGUAAGACAAAUUUUGUACUUGAUAGAAAUAGUAACAGUUGAAUUGUUUAGUUAAUAUAUUUUGUUUUUCCUUUGUAUUUAAGUACAAAGCUACAUAAUGGGCUGUCUGUGCUGUGCCCACCAAGGGUGUCGAAAUCCAGUUUUUAGUGUUAUAAGUCUGCAGUCUUACUGGUGAGCUGCAGGGGAGUUAGUUAAUAUGUAAAUUAGUCUUGAUUUGUCCAGUGAUUUCUGUCUUGUGAUUUAUUUGACCUCAUGAUUUGAAGUAUAUAAAUAUUUGAUUCAAGACUA
This is a messenger RNA of Limulus polyphemus (Atlantic horseshoe crab), 2525 nucleotides long. Its product is annotated as COMM domain-containing protein 3-like. The record is from RefSeq and is a predicted model, not a curated record. The coding region runs from base 58 to 648 and encodes 196 amino acids. The transcript has a single exon. Lineage: Eukaryota; Metazoa; Arthropoda; Merostomata; Xiphosura; Limulidae. Gene Ontology annotation, biological process: sodium ion transport.